UCUUCUCGCCCGUCAUUGAGGGACGAGUUGAGGAGGAAGACGGCCAGCGCGGAGGAAGACGGCCGCCCUCGCUCUCCUUCCUCUUUCUCCUUCUUCCUCUUUCCCUCCAUUCUCCUCCCUCGCCUCCCCCGGGAGGGGGGGUAUACGUUGCGGCGCUGGGGGAGGAUGAACGGAGGAUAAAUGGUGCCCAAAGCAGACAACGGCACUUUCCUCCUCCUCUUCCUCCUGGUGCUCAGCAUCACCGAGCCUCUGCGGCCAGGUGCACGGCUAACUCUGGCAAGACUUCUUUCAGAGCUGCGCUGUAUCCCGGGGCAAUUUGCUUGUCGCAGCGGUUCCAUCCAGUGCAUCCCCUUGAACUGGCAGUGUGAUGGAUGGCCCACCUGCGAGGAUGAGAGUGAUGAAGUUGACUGCCCAAAUUUUACAGGGGACCAGCGGAGCUACCAUGGGAAGGAGGCCAUGGAUUCCCGGCACAAUCGUGGAAGAGGUGGGGACACCACUCGCUUUCACACAGUCAACAUGGCACAGCCGGUUCGGUUUAGCAGUUUCCUAGGGAAAUGCCCAUCAGGAUGGCAUCACUACGAGGGCACGGCCAGUUGCUACAGGGUGUACUUAAAUGGCGAGAACUACUGGGACGCGGUGCAGACGUGUCACAGAGUGAACGGAUCACUGGCCACCUUCACAACGGACCAAGAGCUCAAAUUUAUCCUGCAGCAGGAGUGGGACUCUGAGGAGAAGGCCUUUGGGAGGAAGGACCAGCGUCGGUUCUGGGUUGGGUAUCAGUAUGUCAUCACGAACCGAAAUAGUUCUCUAGAAGGUCACUGGGAGGUUGCUUAUAAAGGUUCGUCUGAGGUGUUUCUGCCCCCGAACCCGACACUUCCAACGUCUGUGUCCGAAAAUGAAAACAUCUUCUGUGCCCAGUUCCAGUGUUCCCAUUUCCCAACCCUUCGACACCGCGGUUUUCACAGCUGGUAUGCUGAAAACUGCUAUGAGAAAUCGUCAUUCCUUUGCAAAAGAAGCCAGACUUGUGUGGAUAUUAAAGACAACAUUGUGGAUGAAGGCUACUACUUCACGCCAAAAGGCGAUGACCCCUGCUUAAGUUGUACGUGUCACAACGGGGAGCCGGAGAUGUGUGUGGCAGCCUUGUGCGAGCGCCCGCAAACCUGUCAACAGUAUCGUAAAGAUCCCAAAGAGUGCUGCAAGUUUACGUGUCUGGAUCCCGAUGGAAACAGCUUAUUUGACUCCAUGGCAAGCGGCAUGCGUCUUAUUGUGAGCUGCAUCUCCUCUUUCCUUAUUUUAUCCCUGUUGCUCUUUAUGGUCCACCGAUUGCGGCAGAGACGCCGGGAGCGCAUAGAGUCCUUGAUUGGAGCCAACCUGCAUCACUUCAACUUGGGUCGUAGGAUGCCUGGCUUUGAUUAUGGCCCCGAUGGUUUUGGAACUGGACUGACGCCACUGCAUCUUUCGGAUGACGGAGAAGGCGGAGCGUUUCACUUCCACGACCCGCCUCCUCCCUACACAGCUUACAAAUAUCCGGAUAUCCAGCAUCCAGAUGAUCCGCCUCCCCCUUAUGAGGCUUCUAUCAACCCCGACAACAUCCUUUGUUCUCCACAAGAUGGAGUCCAUUCCCAGACUGGGCCAAACAAUCCGUUGGCACUUGGAAGCGGUGACGCCUCUUCCCCGCUGGCAGAAGAGUCUCCCCCUCCUUCGGUGGGCCCUUCCCCAGUUGAGCUGGAAAACUCUGCUGACAGUAGUACCCUUCUUGUCCCUCCUGACACGCCCUUAAGUGAAAGCACACCGGCAGAGACCCUCGCGGGCAGCCGCCACAGUCACUGUUCUCUAAAUACCAUUGUAUAAAGGAAAUUACGUGAGAAACAAGAACCCUUACUGCCGGUCAGAAAUAAAAAAAAAGGUGAUGAUAAUUGAGCAACGGUUUGCACACCCGAGUUACAGGUGGACACUCGUCAGUGGACUCGAACGUCAGAAAUAAGCUCAGCUACUUCAAUUUUGGAACACUAGUUUUAUGUUCUAGUCUAGAUUUGUGCCUCCUGGCGAUUUGCUGUCAUUUUCCAUCCUGGUUCGGUUGCCCUCUUGGGAAAAAAAAAAGAUUGUAAAAGCUGCCCUUUUUCUACUGGUUCUGGAAAAAGAGCAGAAAAUUAUUUUUUUUAAGUCAUUUUUUCAUUUUUAAAGAGGAAAAAAGCAUGGAUGGUUUUCUUGUUGUCUGUCCUCUCCCCUUGUAAAUUGUGGAAUAGAAAGGCCUUGUGACGGACGUUUGGGAUUUUGGAGCGCUUUGGAUCUGGGAGAAAGCAGGUACUGAGAAGAAAGGUACGAAUUGGCCAACUGCUGUAAAAUCAUUUGCUGUCCCGCAACCUGUUGUGUUCCUUUCUUGACAGCGAAGGACAUUGGUUCUGCUGGUUGCCCCUUUGAAUGGAAGCAAGAUCCUUGGCUGAUAGAAACUCAAAGAAGAGGAAAAGAGCAUGGGACACACUUUUAAAUCUUCAUUUUGUUUCUGAUGCUGCCUUGGAAUCAGGAUGCUGAGUGUGUGAAGGGGUUUGUGAAACAUUUGGUACUAAGCCCUGCACUUGGAGCUACUGAUUUACUGGUUUAGCUGUAAAACAUGCAACUCUUGUGCUGGAAUGGUUCCAAAUCUGUGACUCACAAUAUGAUGCGGGCUCAUGACAGGCGUCGCAUGCUUUUAGGUACUGGGGUUUGGGAAAGAGAUGUGUUGGGAUCUUUCUCAUCUCUUGAGAGGCAAGAUGGAGGAGCAAAGGUUCGUCAGUGCAGUUGUAUCUGGGUCAUUCCUCUUUCCCUAUUCAUUCUGGUUUUCAUUUCAAGCGGCGAUAUGGGUGUUAAAGCCUUAAACGAUCAUUGUAGGACUCAGCAGGCAGACAAACAGUGCUGGUUUGGGGUGACACAGUUGUGGAUCUUGGGCUUAAUAAAUUGUCACUGUUGUCACUGCAAGCUGGGAUUCAACUCCCAGGUGGCUUUCUUUUAUCCUCCUUCUUUUCCGCCUUGAUGAAGCUAGCAACUCAUUGUUUUUAUUAGUUGUGGGAAUAUGAAAUGUUUGCGACUAGUAAUUCUCAGUUAUGUUCCAGGUUAAAUGUCAUCCCCCCCCCCCCCCCCCCCCCCCGAGAAGUUUAUCUCUGGUUGGAAUGAAAGGGGAUCUUUUUUCUCUCCCUGGGAAAGUGUGUAAAUACUUGACAGAUUCCAAAUCGAAUUGGGAGGCAUUUCCUCACCGCUCGCCUGUUUUGUCAGUCAGGGAGUGUGGCCAGGGAUUGCUUGUGAAGGUUUGACUCCUCCUUGGUUCAUGUGAUCCUAUUGCCUUAUGAAAGGCAAAUAGCCUCGAGGGACAGGAAAGAAACAUUAAUGGUGGUGGUAUGGAGCUGUGAGGCCACUUUGGCUCAUUCAUUUGGCAACUGAGCUCGUUCAAUACCAAAUUCAUCAGGAUGCCUUCCCGUUUCGUUGAAAUUUGGUUUUCUUCCCUCUCUACCUGUAUCUUUCCGUGGACAAUGUUGGCAGAUGGUUGACCUGCAGAAUUGGGAUUUACCCACACACAGGCUGUGUUUUGGGAAGUAGGGCUGUAGCUCAGGGACAGGGCUGCAGCUCAGCAUGCAGACGAUCCUCGAAUUGGACCUUGCGGGUUGAGGAAGCCCUCUUGCCCCGAAACCCUAGAGAGAAACUAUUGGUCAGAUUUAAUGAAAUGGAUCAUUGACCUAAAUUGGCCUAGAACUGCUCUGGAGGUUCAAAUGGCCCCAUGAUAAUCAGUUGCAAACAAUCGUAAAGCUGCGGGAGGCAAUAUUUUCAUGCAGCAGACCUAAACACAUCACUGCUAUGAAAUUCAUUGUCUUGUGAGCUCUGGCAGACAGAGCUCUUGGGCAUCUGGUAGAAUCACCCAAUUUCUCUUCUCCUUUAGCCUAGAGACUCUCAGGAGAGAGCUCUGUAGAAGUCUUGGAAAAUGGGGUUGGGGAAGGCAACCUCUGCCAUUAAGGCCCCUUGGGAUUGCACCUCUCCUUAGCCCUAGACCAUAAUUUCCAGUGGUGGGGGAUUAUGGGAGUUGUAGUCCAAAAGAACUUGGAGCCUGACAGGCGCUCACCCUUGUUACUUAGGAUCCUGAGGGAAGACGCCACAGCAGCCAAAUGAGUUGCUGUCGCAAGGUCUUGGCACACAGGAAUCUCUGUCCUCCGGAUGGCAGGAGAAAUUGCAACAUGACCCUGAAGGCAAACCAGACCCUGUCUCUCCUGAAUCAUGAGUGGCAAAGGAUGGUAUCCUUUGUCUGGAAGUCUCGCUGCUGCUUUUGCCUUGGAGUGGUGAGCUCUGUUGCAGGUGGAGGUGCCGGUUUGGCAUCUGAUAUGGAGUACACCUGAAGGAUGAAACACAAAAUAAAAGCGGGUUAUGUGCGUUUUUAGCACACUCAUAAGUUUUA
This is a messenger RNA of Anolis sagrei ordinatus, 4417 nucleotides long. Lineage: Eukaryota; Metazoa; Chordata; Lepidosauria; Squamata; Anolidae. The record is from RefSeq and is a predicted model, not a curated record.